Molecule: messenger RNA, 2305 nt
Organism: Xenia sp. Carnegie-2017
Lineage: Eukaryota; Metazoa; Cnidaria; Anthozoa; Malacalcyonacea; Xeniidae
Product: GATOR complex protein NPRL3-like
Exons: 17
Coding region: 89-1537 (482 amino acids)
Biological process (GO): cellular response to amino acid starvation; TORC1 signaling; positive regulation of autophagy
Cellular component (GO): GATOR1 complex
Source: RefSeq, a predicted model, not a curated record
AGCAGAUAUAACCAUUAGUAAAUGAUAACGAAUACCAUGACAAAUCAUGGUCAGAGCCAGAGCAAGAUGAAAUAAUAAUGUCAUUACUAUGUCUUUACUUCAACCAGUGAACAUAAUUUUAGUUACAGCUGGAAGCAGAGGCGAGAAAUUACUGUUUAGAUACCCGUAUAAUGAGCUUAUGAAUCAUAAUGAUGAUGAAAAUGGCAGCAAAAGCAUUGCAUCUGAAAAAAAAUUGAGUUAUUUAGAUAAAACUCUAGCUAAUGUCCUAACUCCUGGAGAAAAGUUGUGCGGAAAGAAGUUUGAAUUGAGAAUUGAUGACAUAUUAUUCAUUGGCCAUCCUACUCUCGUAUCGCAUAAUUCCUUUAAUCAGAGAAAUGAUAUUAAAGUUGAUGUUGAUGACAUCAAACUGUUCAACAUUGUUUUUGCUCUUCAGGCGGAUGUUGAUUAUUCAAUCUGUGAAAGUUACCAUGACCUUUCUCACAAGAUUUCUACUGCUUUGAAACAUGAAGAACUCAGAUGUGGUUAUUUUAGUUCAGAAAGGCAAACAAUGUUGGAAAUACACGAUGAAGUUUCAGAGCUACCUGAAGCCAACGAAAUCUCUCCAUUUCACCUUAUUUUAUCAAGAAGCUCUCUUGCUAGAACUCUUUGUAGUACCUUUUGUAGUGUCAGUGAAACUGGAAUGGUUGAUCUUAAAAUGAACAACUGGGUUCGUGUUGGAUUUUGUUUACCUCAAAAAGUUCAUAAUUUCAACUCUGAGUUUGUUAUAAAGCCAGAGGCAGUACUGGCUUGUUUAUCUGCCAUGAGACCAUAUCAUACUCUUCUACUGCUGGUAGAUGAAAUUUCAUUGUCAUCUUUGCUUCCGAAUGAUUCUUCUCCAGAUCUUAUUAGAUUUGUAAAGAUGUCAACUCCUUUAAAGAGCUUCCAGACAUUAUCACAGGAUACUGAUAUUCCUUUGUCUUUGAUAUUUUCCAUCGCAGCUCAUCUUGUUUAUUGGGGUAAAGCGAAGAUAAUUUACCCUCUCUGUGAGAGUAAUGUUUAUGUUGUUUCGCCAAUGGCUUCUAUUCAUUGCCAAUCUGAAAUUGCUGAACAUUUUUCAUCUGAAUACAUUGGCAUGUCUCUUCAUGAUCAUUUAGCUCAAUUUUCGUUACCAACUCCCUUGGGGGAGCAUGCCAGUCCAUUAUGGUCUGUUCAGCAGAAGACAGAUCAAGUUCAACGAGUGAUUUGGAUGUUGAAACAUCAUUUAUUAUUACAGCUGCACAUGUACAUCUCCUUAAUUCCCGAAAAGAGUGGUGUUGUUGAUAACAAUGAAGUAUUUUCCCAUUGUAUUGAUUUUGACGAUCCUGAUGCCCAGAAACUUUUCAAAAGGCUCUGUCGUUAUUUUAACGGUAAGCAUCAUUUAGAAGAAAUCAUGUAUUACGAAAAUUUACGACGAAAUCAAUUAUUGACGUUAUUGGAAAAAUUCCGUAAAGUUUUGUUUAUUUGUCAACAUGAAGAUAUGGCAACUGUGUAUGACAAUAAUACAUCAACUUUUCAAUAACGGCGUUGCGGGCGUUGCUGGUGGGAUUGGUGAUGACGUCUGUGGUAUGGGUUCAGGUACUGGGACCAAGAUAAUCUUUGGUGGAUUUUUUACGUUCAUCAUUCCUGUUGUGUAAAUAAAUGUUGAAUUCGUUGUUCUACAACGAUAAAAUUUACUGUAAAAUAGCAAUUUUGUGCAAUUGUCCUAUCUCACCGUUUGUAGUCGCAACUUUUACAUCUUCCUGAUCAGUUUCUUGUACUUUCUUCUCGUCUGGUGAAUUUUCCUCUUUCAAAGGGUCAUCUGAUAGUGUUUUGUUCGAUUCCUUCAAACUAUCUAAAACCAUUUAAAUGAUACAUAUAUUCUUGAGAUUCUUAGGUUUUGCUCUGUACCCAAGUAAACAAAAUGUUUAAACUAUGAUAUUUGUUGCAACAGAAUAAUUUAAUUGGAUAUCAAGUCAACAAUUGUGUAAAUAUAAGUAGAUAUAACAUUAUAACAAUAAUAUUCUCUCUGUAUUUUGUAUGGGAUUUAGUCGCUAUUGUAUUGUUAAGUAUCAUUGAGAAGAAAUCAUGUACUGUGAAAAUUAACGACAAAAUGAAUUUUUGACGUCCUGGCAACCAGCUCCAAGAACACGAAAAUACGUCGUAAUAGUCAUGCUAGAAAAUUCUUGAAUCUUCGUUUGUUAUUAAAAUCAUAAAAAUGAUUUUUUAAAAUCCGGAGAAACUUUUAUUUUACAAUAGAUACAUGUAUAUAUAAUUGCGUAAAAUACAAUGAAACUCAUUGUUCAUCCAA